UGAGCAGAGCUCUGCCACGCUAGGAAACGUCUUUUUCCCCUCCAUAUUUAUUUUUGUAUUAAUAUUUAAUUUUGGUGUCUUAUUUCUUAUUUUUUGUAUUUAUUUUCGUUUUAUUCUGCCUUUCAUUGAUUGUUUUAUUUUUAUAUUUAUUUUUAAUUUUGGCAGCUUUGGUCCUCCAUAGCCCCGGAGACUCUUUCCCAUAAUGCAAUCCUAGUCGGAAAUGCAAAAGACAACGACUGACCAAGGUGGAACAUUUUUUCUCAGCGGAUUAUUUGCUUUGUGCGUGUCUUGUUUUUCCUCGAUUUCAUUGUCUUGACCAAACCGACGCCUCGACGACGUGGGCUCAAACAUCAGUCGCGUUUCAAGUCUCGGCACUCUCUGAAGUUUUGCGGCCUACUUUGUCUAGCCUAGCUUAGCCUAGCUGGCCAACCACUAACAAAGCUGCAAGGCACGUCAGGCGUUCAGAAAAUGUCAGCGAGAACAACACCGGCUGUAGUAAAGUUCCAGGAGGAACUUUGUGGCGUUAAAAAGGAGCCCCCACGUCACCAACGUCACCAACACUCGACUGUGUGCAAAAUAAUGCACGCAAAGGUGGUUCUUCACAGACUAGAAGAUCUACUAGUAUAUGUCAGCCAAGACAAUCGUCCUGAGCACCAGGUGACGGCAUGCAUCAAAAAGGAGGAGGAAGAGUCGCCAUACAUCAAGGAGGAGGAAGACUUUGUAGACAUUACAGAUCUAAAUGUCACCCAAGCCCAUCGUCCAGAGCACCAGGAGUCCUCAUGCAUCAAGAAGGAGGAGGAGGAAGAGUCACCAUACAUCAAGGAUGAGGAAGAGUCCGUACCCAUUCAAGCUUUCAGAAAAUAUCUUUGUGCUGACCAGCAGGAGCCACAAUCUCCUGGCGUUAAAGAGGAUGUUGAGCUCCCCCAAAUCAAAGAGGAGAAGGAGCCAGAGCCCUGUCAACAGAACGAGCAACUUCCUCUCAUAAAGGAGGAGGAGCUGCCAUGUGUUAAAGAGGAGGGAGGUAUCAGUAGGUCGACUGGUGAGCCCUGUAAGAGUGAAGAUGGUCCGAUUGAGGCCAGCAGAAGGGCGGAGCCACUAACCGACAGUAGCUCAACAGAAGGAUUGCAAGCGGACAGUUUCAUGGCUCCUCUAUCAGAUAGCGAAGACGCCAUGUCACACUCGCCUGACAGUGAUGAUGGUCAUAAAAAAGCUGACAGUGACGACAAACGCAAAUGCUCUCAGUGUAGGAAAACCUUUGCUACUAAGCAAAGUUGUCUCAGGCAUAUGAGGAGGAGUCACACUGGAGAAAUACCAUUUUCCUGCUCAGUUUGUGGCCAAAUUUUCAGUCAAAAGAGUGCCUUAAAAGUGCACAUAAGAAACCACACUGGCGAAAAACCGUUUUCCUGUUCAGCUUGUGGUCAAAGAUUCCGCCGCAAGAGCGCCUUACAAAUACACCAACGAACCCACACGGGAGAAAAACCAUUUUCCUGCCCAGUCUGUGGUAAAGUAUUCGCUCUAAAGCACAACUUGAACAUACACGCAAGAACCCACACUGGCGAAAAACCUUUUUCCUGCUCAGUUUGUGGUCAAAGAUUCAGUCACAAGAACGCCUUAAAAAUACACACAAGAACCCACACUGGCGAAAAACCUUUUUCCUGCUCUAUUUGUGGUCAAAGAUUCAGUCACAAAAGCACCUUAAAAUUGCACACAAGAACUCAUACUGGAGAAAAACCUUUUACCUGCUCAGCUUGUGGCCAAAAAUUCAUUCGCAAGGCCAAUUUGAACAUACACACAAGAACCCACACUGGCGAAAAACCCUUUUUCUGCUUAAUUUGUGGUCAAGGAUUCGCUCUAAAUAAAACCUUAAAAAGACACGAAGUAACUCACACUGGCGAAAAACGUUUUUCCUGCUCAGUUUGUCGUCAAGGAUUCACUCGGAAGAAAUACUUAACAAAACACACAAUAACCCAUACUGGUGAAAAACCUUUUUCCUGCUCAGUUUGUGGUCGACGUUUCGCUGAAAAGCAAAAAUUACAAAGACACACAAGAAACCACACUGCUGAAAAACCUUUUUCCUGCUCAGUUUGUGGUCAAGGUUUCGUUAAAAAGCAACAUUUACAAAGACACAUAAGAACGCACACGGGUGAAAAACCUUUUUCAUGCUCAGUUUGUGGUCAAGGAUUCACUCGAAAGGGAUACUUAUCAAAACACGAAAUAACCCAUUUUAGCGAAAAACCUUUUUCCUGUGUCAAGGAUUAACUGGAAUGUGUGUUUUGGUGUGAGCAGUGGCCAGUGACUGUUUUGCCUGUCAUCCAUGCUGCCUUCAUCAGAUUGUGCAUGCAGGACAAUUGUAUUCUGUAGAGGUUCCUCAAAUCCUGUUGAGGAUUGGCGCUUUUGAUGCCUUACAUGUGCUUUGUCCAAUCCUUGUAUGAUGUCGAUCCACACUAUUGCCAAAAGUAUUGGCUCACCGGAUUUAACUGCAAUAAUUGCAAUUGCAAUUAUGUAUACAAUGCUCUCGCUCUUUAAAACUGGACUUUUCACAGCUAAUAUAUGAUACACUAGACCCUAUAUUACAAAAAAUGUAAAUCAUUUAUCAAUAAUGUCCUUAAAUAAGUAUGGAAAGUUAUGAUUUUUUUGUUCAAUAUUGCAAAAAAAAUAAAAGAAAAACUCAUAAAUGGGAUUUUUGUGGUGGAAUUGACGUGUAUAUGACACCAUAAACCAUUUUAAUUUCAAAUUACACGCAAAUUUUAUGCUCUAAAUUAAAUGGACAGCUAUCGAUGUAUUUACAGUGAUACAUCUACAUACGAAGUGAAUCCAAGUAGUGAGUGAGUCCAAAUUGUGAGUCCAUAUAGUCGUAUGUCAAGCAGGACUUUCCCAUGAGAAUACAUUGAUUCCAUUUAUUCGUUCCACAGCCCAAAAACCUACACUAAAUCCUUAAUAAAUACUGCUAGUACUAUUACAAAUGGCAAUUACAGAUAGUAAAAAUAAAUAUAAAAAUUGGAAUAAUAAUAUAGUAAUGAAAAUAAUAAUGUCAUGAAUCUGGUUCCAUGUGGCGGACGUUUUUAGCGUACUGUACCUGAACGCACCGCGUGGAGAGUGAGAAAGGUGCAGGCAGUCAGGAUUUUACUUUCUCUUUAAUCUUUUGUUGUUACGUCAACUGCGUGUUGUGUUGCACUAGUUCAGAAGUACUGUAAUUUUCGGACUAUUACGUCACCACCCACCAAAUUUGACACGAAAACGGUAUUUGUUCAUAGAAAAGCCGCACUGAAAUAUAAGCCGCAGCUGUCUUCACUGUAUCAUGGGAUAUUUACGCCAAAAGAUAUUAACCUGUAACAUUUGACAGCGGCAUCAUAAGACCAAAUGAACCCCAUGCUCAUUGCUUUAAGCAGCUUCAUUUGGCACAUCACUGCUCCCAUGGGCCAUCUGCUGUCAACACUGUUUUUGUCCAACAUGCCUCCUAGCAUGCAUUGCAGCGCUACAGUAAAUUACAAUCAAAAUUAAUGGGUCUGUGCUAAUUAUUUCUUCAGUUACUAGACUCAUAAGUCAUUAGACUAUCAUAACUAUGGCAUAACACUGCCAUGAGCAUUCAUGAAUGGUUAUGACAGAUGUCAUUUUGUGUCAUCCGGCAAAUUAUCUCACUUAUGAAUGGAUGACCUAAAUGGAGUUAGUGACAUAAUUUGCCGGAUGACACUAAAUGACAACCGUCAUAAGCAUUUAUUAAUGCCCAUGAUGGUGUCAUUUCAUAAUUAUGAUGGUCUUGUUACAGUCUUAAGGUGGUACUGUCAAAUUAAGUGUUACCUGAUACCCUAACUAGCAAUUAAUGAAACAACUAGAACAGUAACUGAAGAAAUAAUGGCAGUCUUUUGACGCUGCUGUCAAAUAAAGUGUUACCUAUUAACCCAAAGGAAUCAACAAAUAAACCACACUGGACUAUAAGCCGCAGGAUUCAAAAUGGGGGGAUAAAAGUAGCGGCUUCUAGUCUGAAAAUUACGGUAAUUGAUUAAAAGCCUUACGAACUACGAUUUCUUUGUCGAUGUUACCACAAUAAUAAUUUGAACUGAUAAUGACUGAGGUCGGAAGAGGACCGUUGAGAUCGUAGACAUUAUAUGGCCGUAUUAGUAUAGGAGCAUGUAAGGAGGACCAAAGGUGAGAAAAUAAAUAGAAAAAUAAAAACACGACUAAAAAUACAAAAAUAACAACUGAGAUUUAAAAAUGUGUAUAUAUUAAGCCUGAACGAUGUAUCGUUUAAACAUCGCCAUCGCGAUGUUCGCAUGCGCAAUAGUCCCAUCGCAAUGACAUGCGAUAGUUUUUUUGUUUUUUUUUAAUCCUACAAACUUCAUGCUCGCACAGCCUCCCUCCCUCCUUCGCCCAAGUCCUAGUUCCGUAGUCACUGUGGCCCUCGCCUUUUAAAGUUAACCAUGGUGACAUAUGGUUGUCUUUGAUCUUGCCAGAGAAGCAGACUUCACAUGCGCCUCAUACAUCAAUAAUAGUUUAACUUGUAAAUAGUUGCUGUGCAAGGAAGCGUGCGCCGGCAUGAAUGUGUGUGUGUCGAGACGUUCGAGGCAGCCGUACAUGUUAUGUCGUGGCAAUAAACGCUAGAAGUGAGGAGUUUUUCACUUCUACAUGUCACUCCAGGAGUCACAGCCGAGGUAGGUAAACAGAAGCAUUUAAUAAAGCCACGCAUUUUUCUACUACGGUACUUUAUUCUUGUUUGUAAAUGAUUCGGUAGGACAGAAAUGUUUAAAACUGAUCAUAAUUAUUACAUUUGAAGUGCUUAAAAAACAUUUAUUAAAAAAUAUAAUACAUAAACACACAUAUAUAAAUAUAUAUAUAUAUAUAUAUAUAUAUAUAUGAAUGAAUGAAUUAAAUUUUAUCAUCAUCGGUAUCAUUGACAAUCAUUGACAAGUACAAAAUGUGAUAUGAUUUGCCCGAAGGAACCGAAGAAGACGACAAAGGUGGACGGGAUGAAGCAUAUGCUUAUCAGUUUCCCGUCCCCCAUACACCUAAAGACGCACAUUCAGACAUGGUACAUACAUCAGAUGGCCACAAUACUGCACAAUAACACAACAAUCUGGGUUUAGUAACUCAGCGUCCAGUCAAGCAGCUCGAUUAAUUUCAGGGCGUACAGGGUUAAUUCUUUGGAGCCAUACUGGGAGUCGAACUUGCUGGCCCUGAGCGCUUAUCGAAGAUAAGAGAGUGCUUCAGGGGCUCAGAGUGCGUCUGUACACGGUGAAGGCUGAACAGCGAAUGUACACUCACUGGCAACUUUAUUAGGUACACCUGUCCAUCUGCUCGUUAACGCUUCAUUUCUAAUCAGCCAAUCAUAUGGCGGCAACUCAGUGCAUUUAGGCAUGUAGACAUGGUUUAAGACAAUCUCCUGCAGUUCAAACCGAGCAUCAGUAUGGGGAAGAAAGGUAAUUUGAGUGACUUUGAACGUGGCAUGGUUGUUGGUGCCAGAGGGGCUGGUCUGCGUAUUUCAGAAACUGCUCAUCUACUGGGAUUUUCACGCACAACAAUCUCUAGGGUUUACAGAGAAUGGUCCGAUAAAGAAAAAAUAUCCUGUGAGCGGCAGUUCUGUGGGCGGAAAUGCCUUGUUGAUGCCAGAGGUCAGAGAAGGAUGGCCAGACUGGUUCGAGCUGAUAGAAAGGCAACAGAGACUCAAAUAACCACCCCGUUACAACCAAGGUAGGCAGAAGAGCAUAUCUGAGCACACAGUUCGUCGAACUUUGAGGCAGAUGGGCUACAGCAGCAGAAGACCACGCCGGUGCACAAACUCAUCGAAAUUGGACAAUAGAAGAUUGGAAAAACGUUGUCUGGUCUGAUGAGUCUCGAUUUCUGCUGCGACAUUCGGUCAUAUUUUGGUGUCAACAACAUGAAAGCAUGGAUCCAUCCUGCCUUGUAUCAACUGUUCAGGCUGGUGGUGGUGGUGUAAUGGUGUGGGGAAUAUUUUCUUGGCACUCUUUGGGCCCCUUGGUACCAAUUGUCGCGGCAGGUUCUGGUCCCCACUAACAGCGAAAAAUGAGGGAUCACUGCACACUGUCACGACGAAUCAUCCAAAAUCUUUCCAAACUCCUAUUCAAGUCAGGUGAAAAUUUCUUUAAAUUUUUUUUUUUUUUUUAAUAUCGCAAACCCCAGAAAAAUCAAUAGUUUUUUCCAACAUCGUUUAGGCCUAGUAUAUACAGGGCAAUAAUUAUUUCUUUUUAAUUAAUCACGUUAAAAUAUUUGACGCAUUAACGCAUGCACAAAAUGACUUAUUCAUGCGUUACCUCAAACAGUUUACAAUGACACCGUGUUACCACGUUGAGAGCGAAAAAGCAGAAAGAUGAGAGUGAACACAGGUGUUCGUUGGACCGCGCCUUUUAUUGGCUUAACCUUUGGCAGCCAUUACUAACAGUCAUGGCUGCCCAACUUCCCAUCAUGCAUUUGAGCGGAGCAGGAGACGAUCUUAACACGCCUAAUUGAACACAGCGCAGAACGCAUUUGGGCGGAGCAAGAGACGAUCUUUUUCUUAACAUGCCUAAUUGAACACAAUGCUGAACAUAUGGUAUACCAUUUGUAGCCACUACUGACAGUCAUGAUUGUCCAACUUCCCAUCAUGCAUUUGGGCGGAGCAGGAGACGAUCUUAACACGCCUAAUUGAACACAGCGCAGAACGCUUUUGGGGGAGCAAGAGACUAUCAUUUUCCUAACAUGCCUAAUUGAACACAACGCAGAACAUACUGUAUACCAUUUGCAGCCACCAGUGACAGUCUUGGUUGCCCAACGUCACAUCAUGCAUUUGGGCAGGAGACGUUCUUUUUCUUAAAAAUGACUAUAACUUGUACCCAAAUUGAUCUUUUAAGAACUACAAAUCUUUUUAUCCGUGGAUCACUUCAACAAAGAAUUAUAAUAAUGUUAAUACCAUCUUGUGGAUUUAUUGUUAUAAUAAACAAAAAAAGUAUUUAUGUACAGUAUGUUGAAUGUUUAUGUCCGUCUUAUGUCUUAUUUUUCCAUUCCAACAAUAAUUUAUGGAAAAAUAUGUCAUAUUUUAGAGAUGGUUUGAAUUGUGAAUUUUUACAAUUUAAUCAUUUUUAAGCUGUGAUUAACUCGAUUGAAAAUUUUAAUCGUUUGACAGCCCUAAUAUAUAUAUAUAUAUAUAUUGAAAUAAAUAAUUAGCAAAAAACAGGUAACGAGCUAGUCGUCACCAAAUCAAACGAGUAGCCAAUGCACGCUGUUGAAGACGACGAUUAGCGUUAGCUGUUAGCAUUUGCAGUUAAUGUCAGCGAAUAUUGUAAACCAGGGGUCCCCAACCUUUUUUGCACCACGGAUCGGUGUUAUUUGGGUCUUUUUUUUCACGGACCGGUGUUCUGACAAAUUUUGCAACCCAUCAAAAAUUGCAACGAUGCGGUUCUGCGCAUGCGCGUAACGUUAAACAUAGCCGCAAAAUGCGCAAAUGCAGCGAUUCCAAAGCAAACACUACAAACUUUCUUGAAAGAAAGGAAUAUUAACUAAGGUUUGAUCAUGGAAGGACUUGUAGAAAAGCUCUCCUCAGAUUCAUCCUGCCAUGUGCGCUGCACACAACAGCUGCACACCGCGCUCACCAUUAACGACUUCACCUUGUCGUUAAACAUUAAUUAAGUAGCCCGCUUCACAAAGAUACGAUGUUGGAAAUUGUAGCAUUGUAGCGAUGUCAGGAUAUUCCAGAAUGACUUUAAUCCAGAACCUCGGUAGAGUUGUUGUCUUGAAUGUACGUUUAAUAAGGUCGCCGUCAUUUGCGAUCUCUGUUUAUUCACAAACGGGUCACGAAUCCACUCCUUCGCAGUUCGUGGGUCUUCGAGGUUAUAGGCUCGUCAGGUGCCCUUUUCGCCAUAAAAAUAUCCUUUUCGCCGUAAAAAUAUCUCCAAAGAUGUCUGUUUUCCAGUUAUCUUUGCUCGUGUGGGGGCUAAUUAUUUCCGGGAACAAAUGUGCUGCGCCCGCGGCCUCGUAAUACGUAAUAACGUAUUACGAGGACAAGCGCACAUAGAUAUACUAUAUACACAAACAAGAUGUACUACUAGCUGUCCAAUCAAUGGACUUCUAUGACAACAUUGUAAUCUGUCCCGUAAUAUUAUAUCUAGAGUAGACAGAGAUAUUGGUGUGUUAAGCAGGGGCACAGGGUUAAUUCAGCCAGAAUGCGGUCGUUAUUAAAUUAUUAUUUCUGUGCGGCCCGGUAGCAAAUGCGCCACGGACAGUUACCGGUCCGCAGCCCGGCAGAUGGGGACCCCUGUCGUAAACAGUAGUGUCCACGUUAUUUUGUUUUAACUAACAUCCAUUUAAGCGUACUGCUAGUCGUUAGCAUCUACAUAGCCAACCAAUAGGCAAACGGUGAAGACUGACCCCUUCAUUGUAUAUAUGGAUAAAAAAACAAAUACGAGAGUAAAGCACUUUCAUUUAUUAGUUGAGAAUUAAUUCAAAUUAUAUAUUUUUGUAUUUAUUUCCACAUAUAUGAGUAUAGAAAUUUAAUACGAUCUAACAACUUUCGAUCAUAUUCCAUUAGUAAUGUGUCUCAAAGUGGAGAAUAUACCAGUGGUAAGUGCAGAUCAAAACAGCCAGUCUCCGUAAACUUAAUCUAAUAGAUGAGAUCUUCAGCAGAUAUGUGGUGCAGUUGGUAACUGGAGUUGUCCUUGGACCGAAAGGUCAGCGGUUCGAUUCCCGGCUACGACUGCUCACUGUCGGAGUGCCCUUGGGCAGGGCACUGAACCCUGAUUUGCCUCAAAUGGGUUGACAGCGCCUUGCAUAGCAGCAGCCCCAUUGGUGUGGGAAUGUGUGCGUGAACGGGUCAAUGUGUGCUAAAAUAAGUACUGUCCAUUUACCAUUAAUGUAAAGCGCUUUGGACAUGGUAACCAUGCAGAUAAAUGUGCUAUAUAAGAAGUGUCCAUCCAGAUAUACCUUCAAAACUGAUAUUUUGUUAAACUCCAUGGUAUUGCCUUAGGAACCUUUACUAUGUUGCGAUGUAAAUUGCAAAAACGAACAGCACUGCAAAGAAUUGUACGCCAUGUAUGAUUUUAUUAUUAAAUGUAUGAUUCUGGUAAAGACAAGAAUAGGUCUACUCAUCACGCCGAUCCUGGGUGGAAUUCUCGUGUGGCUGAACUUCGCUUAGCAGCUAGGCAAUCCUUCAAAGAAUGGGCAGCGUCAGGCAGAGUUAGAUUUGAGACUAAAAAAAGCACAGAAAUGUAAGGUUUAAAGUGCCUGUGACACGAAAAAGCAUAUUUAUUUCAUAAUACACGCGGUAUUUUAUGCCCCUGAAUGAUAUGGACCGCUUGGAUGUGUGUGGGAGCGAUCGCUAUAUUUAUUUAGUUUUUUGAAUCCCGCGCCAUCAAAAUGAGUGACUUCCGGCUUCGGUCUUGCAUUGAGGAGGAGGGCGCUGUGACGUGUACGGUAGAAGACGUUCUCUUCACUAUACAGUGUACUGUUGUGGAUGAGGACGAAGGAUUCAGCUGAUUUUGCGGAUUAAUACUUUUAUUUUUUGCAUCACGCCAGCCAAACGGCUGCAGAAAAAUCAUUCUGUAUGCGGGAGAGGCGUAUGCGCCCUUUUGGAGUUUCAAAAGGUUCCCAUUCACCGUGGAUAUUUACUGUGGGACCAUUGGACUUACAAGGAAGUGAGUAAACAUCUUGUUUUGUAUUAUGUCAAAUACGAAUACAGUGAUUACAAAGUAAACACCAUAAAAUUCCUUUAAAUAAAGGACUACUUACGUUUGAUCAUUGAUAGGCAUGUAAAAAGCUAUCCUCAUGCUUAUUAGCAGUUAGCUGUUAGCACGUUAGCUGCACAACAACUCCAGCCACCCUCGUCCAGGGAACGAACUGUAAAUUGCUCUCCGCCGGGCGGUUUGACGAUCCGCAAAGAAACUCGACAACCGGGUCGUCAUGUCAAAUAAUCCAGGCUAGUUAUGUGUGAUUUUCCACUUCGAAGACUUUGAAACAUCCCUCGGUUCGGGUUAGCAUGUCGGCUAGCUGUCACUCCUUCUGGUCUGCUUACAUUCUCCGAAGCCGGGGAAGGGAAAUUACAUAUGUCCGAUUUAGGUGUCAUAAAAUAUCGUUCGGGAGGUGUGACAGUAAAGGUGAAGUCGACAGUUUUGACCAUUAUGGAGUCAUUUUGCCAUGUCGUCUUGAAUAAAUGGAUUUUUAUUAUUUAAUAUUCCAUUUAGCACAAGAUUGUUAUUUGUCAUGACCAUGCCAUAUAUUUAGCAAUUGGGGAAAGUACUUGGGUAAAAAGAAUAUCCUGUAAAAAUAUUGAAGUAAAGAGACAGAAACAAUGACAUUUUGCCGCUCUCUUCGUCGCGUUUUCCUCAUUGUGAAUAGUUCCCCCUCGACGGGCUGACUGGUCCUUCUCAAGCCAUUUAUAUAGCUAUUGGGGAAAAAUACUUGGAUAAAAAGAAUACCCUGUAAAAAUAUUGGGAGUAGAGAGACUGAAACAAUGACAUUUUGCGGCUCUCUUCGUCGCGUUUUCCUCGUUCUGAACAAUUCCCCCUCAAUGGGCUGAAUAGUAAAACCGAUGAGCCCAGUCUACCGCUGACGUCAUCCACCUGUUGGGGACGCUAAAGCCCUAUAAUGGAAGGCGUGGCUAACCGGCAGAUUAAAAGACUAAUUUCUCGUCAUCUGCGCUUUGCUAAAUUGUUGUAUAUAGUCGAAUCGUCUCAAAAUAUGAUUCUAAUUCACAUAAUAAUGCCAUUUAAGACUUUUUUUCUGGUGUCAUAUGCUCUUUAAGCUUGCUGUACGUUUUAAUGAGUAGGAAUGAGGUCAGUAUUCAGUACUCCCUUUCUGACAAACUUAGUAAUCAUAGCUUAGGGCAAAAAUGUAUAAAGAGCCAUAUUGGAACAAAAUAACAAAAAAACAUAUGUGGAGCCGCAAAAAAAUUAAAACCCUUAAAUAAGCCUAAUAAUUAAGGCAACACAUGCUGUAUGUAUGUAUGUAUAUUAGCCUGCUAUCAAAAUGACUAAGUUGGCCAAAAAUACAUAAUGAGCCUCCAUGAUUUAAUGUUUAUUCUCCCUGCAGCGCAUCCAACGCACAGCGUGACUACUCUGUUGUAUGAUGCCACCUCAAGUUUAACUUAAUUAAAAUAUUAACAAAUUGCUUCAUUGCUUUAAUGAAAUGAAAGAAAUACAAUCAAGAAAUCCCGAUUUUUUAUUUUAUUUUAUUAUUUUUUUUUUUUUUUAUUUAGAAAAACAACAUGGAACGUGCAUAACAUGCCCUUAACAUAGGCAUGUUUAUUAUCUCGGUUUUGUUUUUGAAGUCUGCAAAUAGGUGUUCUGAUAUCUUGAUGAACGUCUCCUUCAUGUACACACCAUCUGUGAACGGUUUUCCAUGCUUUAUUAUCUCCCGAGUUGCAACAAAACUUGCAACUUGCACUUGUUUAGUGAUGCAAUCCACUUCCUAAAUCUAUUGUUGCACUCCUCUUAAGGUCUUUAGAAGUAAUGCAAUCACACUUUUUCUCUUGCUCCCAAUUGAGUACUCGGCUUCAAAUGUAGCAUGCCUUCCCUGGAAAUGUCUCUCCACAUAUCUCUUUUUGUUUUUUGACAACUUCUCGCCACAGAUUAAACAUUUAGGCCAGGGGUCAGUAACCUUAGACACUCAAAGAGCCAUUUUUAACAGUUUCCCGCCAAAAUAAAAAUACCAGGAGCCACAAAAGCCCUUUGACAUGUAACAUUUUAAUGAAGUGCAACAAAAUUCACAGUGGAAGAAUGAUUGGGUGUCUAACAUUGUCCAUGGCACUGAAAAAGCUCAAUGUCAUAGUCACGAAGACCCACAGCAAAUUAACAAAAAAGCUACAUGCGGCUCUGGAGCCGCAGGUUGCAGACCCCUGAUUUAUGCAAUCCUUCCGCAUUGGCAAUGAAUGCAAAUGAUUUGGUCCAAGAAACGUUGAAUCCUUUGUUGUCCUCAGUUAUUUUUCUCCUUUUCCCUUUCGGAUCCAUGGCCCAUCUCACAGCGCUGGUUUGUUUGCAAACCUAAGCCGACCCCCGGCAUAGGGUGACCAAACGUCCUCUUUUGCCCGGACAUGUCCACUUUUCAAGUCCUGUCCGAAUCGUCCAGUUGGGUUUAAUAAAUUCAUUAAAAAAUGUGCGGUUUUCAUUUUUCACAGGACCAAUUUUAAGAGAAUCCCUCUGGCCGCUGAGCAGCGCCUGCCUGCGUUGACAUAGUUCUAAGAGACGUUUAUUGUUGUAUUGUGUUACCGGCAUCCCCAAUGGGCCGCUAUCCUUUUUCAACAUGACUGCCAUUACAAAUAUAGCGCAGAAGAAGAAAUUGGGCAUGGCAAAAGAGAGCAAGAGGCAGUGGUAGUUGAAGUUGCGCGGGAGCGCUGUGUUGAGUGGCAGUGUGCCACACUGGUUCUGUUUUGUUCAUAAAAAGUCUCCACUGAAAAAGCCAUCUGGCACGUCCAUGUGUUUUAUACACUUUGUCAUCCACUAGAAGGAAGAACCGUAUCUGUAAGUUUAUGUCCUAUUAAUGUCGAUCAUGUGUUUUCUGUUGUGUAUUGGGAUAUAUGCAUUGCCAUAGGUUUGCAUAGGGGCGGUCCCACGAGCGUCCCUUUUCAGCAGGGGUGUCCAAACUUUUUGCAAAGUGGGCCAGAUUUGGUAUGGGAAAAAUGUGGGGGGCCAACCUUGGCUGACGUCCUUUACAUAGAACAAUAUAUUUAAGCAAAUUUUAGCAAGCCAUUCUGUGUGUCACAUUUGCUUUAUUAUUAUUAUUAUUUUUAAAUAAUAUUUUCAACAUUCUCGCAGAUAGCCUUUGUGGUGUUCUCUUUAGACUCUCGGGCUCUUGCAAAAUACUGCUGCUGUGAAAUUAAGCUAACUUCAAGUUGCUUCAAUUCCUCGCUGCGUAUCUUCCCAAUAAUCUUGUCGUACAUGUCAGCGUGUCUUGUUUGGUAAUAUCGCCUCACAAUGAACUCUUUAAAAACAGCAACUGUCUCUCUGCAAAUUAGGGAGACACAGUUGUUGCGUAUUUUAGUGAAGAAAUAGUCCAAUUUCCACCUACCCUUGAAGGGUCGGACGUCGCAGUCAACUUUCUUUUUUUUGUUGAUUGUCGCCAUUUUAGAAAAUUGGGAGGACAGGAUUACACGGGAUGAUGUUGCUUAGGGUGCUGCUGCCUUUUAGUGGGUAAAUGAGGAGAAGCAUUUAGUAUGUAGGCUACUUCAUAUGCUGGUUGAUUUUUUGACAGAGGCUGGGGGCCGGAUGAAAUUUGACCAAGGGCUGCAUUUGGCCCCCGGGCCGGACUUUUCUGCUUUUCAGGAUGCUUAAAUUGAAGCAACCUUAUUCACGUUGUAUAAUGACUUCAGGUAUAUACUGUAGUUAAUUUAGGUUGUCGUGCCAUAUGUUGUAAGGAUAGAACUGACCCUACCAUUAUUAAGUGAAUUGUUUUCAUCAUGUUCAGACUUACCCCUUUUCACAUGCUGAAUGUGCCGGUCCAUUUUUUCCCCUAAAACGCACGUUUGAUGACUCCCCAUACAAGCACUUACAGGUCCGACAGAAAUACAACAUGUCGACAAAAUGCCGCGUCCUCCAACCCAUUGGAAAAGGAGGGACAUAAGAAGUUGGUUUUUUUGGCCAGCAGCAGCCUGAAAGUAAUGUAAAAAGACGUCAAUGUUGUGGACGUGGGAACACACCACUAAUUUUGCUGCUGAAAGUCCGACCUGCAUCAGAGUUAGUGUAACAUUAAACUGUGUGAAUUUGCUAAUCUGCAAAACUCGAGUAAUAAGCUGCUUAGACUGAGAAUGGCCUCCGGUUGCCUGGCACGGCCAGACUGUUCUCCUUGUAUUUUUCAAACACUGUGAGAAUAGUCUAGCACUAAACUCCUUAAUGGCCUCUUGAGCCGAACGAAAUCAUCCGUGCAAUCAGAUUCGAUUAUUUGUGUGACGUGUUCUUAACGAGCAACGUCACUCUUGCGCGUCGGAAGUCGUCUCCACAACAACACAGAUGGCGAAAUGGAGAGCCGAGAAUGUGUUCCAAUCUGUGGUAAAAUCAGUUUUAAAUGACCAAAAACACAUCGACACUCUUGUAGUAAUUGUUUUGCAUUGGUGUAUUUGGUUGAAAGUUAGUAUUAUAAGUAAAGUAGCUGUGUUUCUUAUGCCUAAGGGUUCCGUCAUCUAUGUUAACAAAAGGAAAUUCCAACUUGACACAGGAGUAUUUCUUAACAAUUAGCGUGUGUUGAAAUUGACUGACACUUUGCACGUACGGUACUGUGCUGCCUUUGACGUGUUCCCUGUGAGCCUAGUGCCCAGUUAAGUUUUUUACUAUCAAUACGUAUACUGUAUAAUCAUAUGCUCAUGUACCCAAAAGAGUAAGUCAAAAAUAUCUUGAUUCAACUUUGGAUACAAACUAGUGCAUGCGUGCGCAGUCAGAGAUUGUAUACAUACAUACAUUUCUAUGGGUCUGGAUUAUAUUAUUAUUUUUAUCAUUAUUUAUUUGGGGGAGGGGGGUUAUUGUUUGAUUAUUUUUCAGGAAGAAUAAAGCCUGUUGAAUAAAAAAAAAUAUUGCCAUAUAGUAUAAUACAGUAUAUACUAUAUGGCAAUAUAUACUGGACUGUCUCAGGAAAUUAGAAUACACAAUAUUCUAAUUUUUUGAGACAGUCCUGUGUAUAUAUACAGGACUGUCUCAGGAAAUUAGAAUACACAAUAUUCUAAUUUCCUGACUGUCUCAUUCUUUACAACAACCAUACUUACGGACAAAUGUUGUCCAAGGAUUAUAAGCACAACAGAGACGUCGUGCAGCCAUAAUGAACUGGCAAGAAAUCAAUAAACCAUGUCGCAAAGCGACCAUAAGAGUUCGCUGUUAGACAGCACAAAACGCCUUGCUGUAAAGCUUACCAAAAGGCAGAAUACUGUCUGAGCGGGACAUGUGCGUUAAUUGCGUGAAAUAUUUUAACGUGAUUAAUUAAAAAAAUUAAUUACCGCACGUUAACGCGUUAUUUAUAUAUAUAUGUCAACAAUAACGCGUUAACGACCAUGAUUAAUCUGGAAAUAUUAACGCAUUAAAGAAAGAUAACGCAAUUUACCGCUCACACCAAGUUUGGUCACAACUGCCUCCCGUAGUCCCACACGCUGAUGUUUACAUUCUCCGCGCGGCAAUGCAGGACAAAAUGCAGCCACCCACGAUGAGUUAGGAUGAUGACCCAGGACUGCUUCAUGGCAAAUUCCGUUUUAAAAAGCUGCCAAAUGAAAGUCUAGAUAAAACCAAAGUUGUGUGCACAUACUGCUGUAAUGAACUGUCCUUCACAAUCAAAGCUCAACCAGCCUAAAGUACCACCUUCAGGCGAAGCAUAUCUUCGCUAGUGUUACACUGGCAGCGUGCGGACUCGGACUUGUCAACAAAAAGACAACAAGUAGGUUGAUUCCUGCUAUCGCUAUAUGGGUAGCCAGAGACUGUAGAGUGACCCAUUAUCAUAGUCGAAGACGAGGGCCUUGAAAAUCAAUUGACAACAACCAAUGACAAACCACUAGACAGGUACAAGGCAGUGCCAGCAUCGACUUAUGUCCACUACAGUGGUAAUCUGCGCACAGUGGUGCCCGCAGUAAGCUGGCCUACCUUGCAAAAAAAGUAUCUGGUCACACCUGCCACAACCAUUCCUUGCGAGAGACUGUUUUCUUUGACUGGGCACAUUGUUCAAAAGAAAAGGUCUGCUCUGUUAUCUGAAAAUGUCAACAAGCUAGUUUGCCUGAGCAGUUAGUUAAAAAAAGUAUGUAAGGGUAAAGUAAAAGAGUAUGACUGGCUAACUUAAGCAGUGUUUCUAAACACCUUGACACACAGUUUAGUGUAAUGUUUUUCAGUUAAGUGUGUGAAAAUUUACAGUUUAUUUUUUUAUAUCUCACACAGCUUUCAGGCCAUUUAGUGUAACACUGCAAAUGCUGCAUUUAUUUGGUUGAAAUGUUCAAUUUAACAGACAAGUUGUGUACACAUUUUUGAAACACUAGCUAUUGUUACUGUAUUGUGCUUGUCUGCUCUUUAAAUUGUUAGUUAAUUUUGGGUAAUAUGCCAAACGGUACUUAAGCCACAUUGUUAGUCUGAGGCAUUUUAAUCCGUUAAAGCUCUUUGCUGUAUAAUACAGACAAUUUAUUUUAUUUUUUUAUACAAGCUGAGUUGUUAGAUAACAUUUUAAAACUCUUUUUGUUCAAGUAUUAAUUCAUUCACACAUCAUACAUUUUAAAACAAAACAUCUUAAAACAAAUUUUAAGUCAAUUAUAGUAUUUUCCUAAAAAAUUUUUCCUGAAGAGCAACUUUAUUCAUCGCGAGGGAAAUGUGAGGAAUCAUGAUUAAUCACACAGUUGACAUAUGAUUAACUAGAUUAAAUUUUGUAAUCGUUUGACAGCACUAAUAUAUAUAUAUAUAUAUAUAUAUACACAGUGCCUUGCAAAAGUAUUCGGCCCCCUUGAAUCUUGCAACCUUUCGCCACAUUUCAGGCUUCAAACAAAGAUAUGAAAUUUAUUUUUUUUGUCAAGAAUCAACAACAAGCGGGACACAAUCGUGAAGUGGAACAACAUUUAUUGGAUAAUUUAAACUUUUUUAACAAAUAAAAAGCUGAAAAGUGGGGCGUGCAAUAUUAUUCGGCCCCGUUGCGUUAAUACUUUGUAGCGCCACCUUUUGCUGCAAUUACAGCUGCAAGUCGCUUGGGGUAUGUUUCUAUCAGUUUUGCACAUCGAGAGACUGACAUUCUUGCCCAUUCUUCCUUGCAAAACAGCUCGAGCUCAGUGAGGUUGGAUGGAGAGUGUUUGUGAACAGCAGUCUUCAGCUCUUUCCACAGAUUCGCGAUUGGAUUCAGGUCUGGACUUUGACUUGGCCAUUCUAACACCUGGAUACGUUUAUUUUUUAACCAUUCCAUUGUAGAUUUGGCUUUAUGUUUUGGAUCAUUGUCCUGUUGGAAGAUAAAUCUCCGUCGCAGUCUCAGGUCUGCAUUAUAUUAUAAUUAUUAUUUUAUCAUAUACUAUAUAACAGGGGUCAGCAACCUUUUUGGUGUGGCGUGCCACUUUCAAAUUUUCUUGUCAAUCAGUGUGCCACACCAAGAUUAAUGACGCACAUCCGAAUUUUUAUAUCCAACAGAGCUCCAAAGAAAACAACAUGAACAUACGUUGAAAUCUUACAACUACCAUUCUUCUUUAUCAAAUAACUAAAAAAUAAAAGUAUAUUGUAGAAAAUAUCAAAACUUGACACUUAUGUAAACAUAUCACACACACACAACCCAGCAAGAAAAGGGGAACAAGCGUGAUUCUCAGUGCAGGUCUCUCACAGUACAGAGCGGGCUGUUUUAACCUUCAAAGUCAGGCGACUAUUUUGUCUUUUUCACUAACAGUGAAUUAUAUGCACAAUUUUAGAUUUCAUAUAACAAAUACAAAAGAUGCCUACCUUAAUGUGAUCCCUGGCCCUGUUUUCCAUGAAUUUCAUGUUUCGUCUCGUAGUUGCGUUUGACACUUGUUGUGCGACACACACACAACGCUCCCGAGGCAUAAUGCACAGAGCAAGCGGAAGUAACCAGCCAACCAGUUGUUACCGGCACCCCCAAGGGGCCGCUGUCCCCUACAGUAUGACCAGCUUAAUAGUUAAGCGUAAGAAAAAGAGAGGCAAGGAGCAAGGUGUUGAGAGAGAGUUGUGCGAAGAGCGCCAUGAAAAGUGGCUGUGUCCCAUGCUGGUUUUAGUUUUGUUAAUAAAAGUCUCCAGCAAAAUACCAUCCAACGUGUCACUGUGUUUUUAUACACAUCACUACCUCUCUGAAGUAAGCACCGGGUGAAUCAACGACAACAAGCUACGUUAAUCGCCUGUCCACCACACCCUACGGUGCAGAGUUGCAAUUACCAAAAAGUGCAAUUGGUAACACAGUGUACUUCCGCCAGUUCUCUGAUUGGUCGGCUUCGUGACAUGUUAGUAGAGUGGGCUGAAUUAAACGCACAGAGAAAAAAAUCCGACAAGCGCAGGAGUCGAGAAAUUGGGGAAGAGCUGGAGGUGUGCUCAAAAUCCAUUAUUGCUCGCAUAUAACGCCACAGUCAGAGUGGGUGAGAGGGGCGGUCCCGUAAAGCCCCUAAAUAACAGGGCGCGCAACUGAAAAUGCCUUAAUUUCCGGUAAAAAGGCACAUUGUAAAUGGGCUCGCUUCCGCUAUCCAAACAGCUAAACAUGAAAAGGUUCACACUCCGGAUGUUUUCAGUAAUCCUUUAUGUGUCUGUUUUCUUAUUUAUGAAACUAAAACAAUGAAAAAAUACAUGCAAUCAGCAACAAUGCUGCAAAUAACAAAAAUGCCAUCCAUAUAUGCAAACACAAUUAGCCUGUAUUCAGUAGUUCUUAAUUAGAAAUAUCAAACACAUUUCCCCUCAAACAUGCAACCUAAAGACAAUAUAAAGAGUGUAAUUCUCAAUUUGACAACAAAAUACUCACAGACGUUGCUCUAAAGAACACAAAUGCCACUCAAGUUGUGAGAGUGGAGCUGCCAUGUAACACACUGAAUCCCAUUUGGAGAACUUCCUAUUUGCAUUUUUCUUCUGUUUUUUAGAACCAAUAAAUAAAACGGCCACAAGAUGGGGCGCUUGAGCAAAUGAUAAAGAUACAACCGACAAUAAACAUAACACGCUUUUUUUUUUUUUUUUUUUUGCCAUGCCCUCGCGUGUCACUAAUUAACCCUUCGCGUGCCAGUGCUGACACGCGUGUCAUAGGUUGCCGACCCCUGCUAUAUGAUAUAUAUUAUUUUAUCCUUAUUUAUUUUAUUUUUUUUGUUUGAUUAUUUUUUAGGAAGAAAAAAGCCUGUUGAGUUACCUGUUGAGUAAAAAAAAAAUAUUGCCAUGUAGUAUAUUAUAUAUACAGGGGUGCACAUAUUUUUUUUGCCCAGGUUCUCAGAUGAGGACCUGGAGAUGUGACUUGGUCCUCAUUGAGCUUGAGAGCCGACCGGCCUGAUGCAAUAAAAUCAUGACAAGCUUUACUUAGAGCCAAUUACCUUUAAUUAAUUAUAUUAACAAUUAACGCUUGAUUAACAUCAACUGGCACAACAAAAUUGCCAUUACUUUGAAGUGAAAUGUAAAGAAAUAAACAUAAAAGCACUAAUUCAAAAUGAAGGGCAUUAUGCAGCUCCCACAUUAACUCCAAGCCUUUGUAAAAGUGGGAUGUCCUACUCAUAAGAGGUCAUUGAACGUGCAUGUUUAGCUUUGUGAAAUGCGAGCAAAAACACGUUUGUCAGUGCAUGGCGCUGUUCUUCAUUAAUUUUAUUCCGCCACUUGUCCAUAGAGCGAGUAGGGUCCUGUCUGACAUUGCCACAUGCUGUUUUUUUCGUGCUUUUCAAAGUUUGGAUGGCUGAAAUUAUUUAACCCCAUAUAAAAUGCGCUGCUCUUAUCAGUGACAUUGGGAUUCUCACGGCCAAUUUUGCACCACAUUUCCGUGCGAGCAUCAUUUGCUUCUAGCCAUGGUACCUCCUGCAGCCACUUUUCAGCAAAAGUCCUUUUUUUCAAUAGCUCCGGUGACAUCUCUGUCGUCUGUCUGUCUUUUGACGGGGGUGGGGGAACACGGAAAUAAUUACUCAGUGGGGCCUGCCACUUUGACAUUUUGAGAAGUGAUUUUCUCCUGUCCGCCGCUAAUACAGUGGUCCGCCAUCGGUACGCAAAAGCGUAUGGAAGCCAUUGAGGGCCAGCGCGUUUGUCUACGUCCAGUACGCAUGCUCGCAUGCGGACCACUUAUGUGCACCCCUUAUAUAUACACUAUAUGGCAGGGGUCCCCAACCAUCCAGCAACAUACAUGUGCAACACGCAUUUGCUACCGGGCCGCACAGAAAUAAUAAUUUAUUAACGACUGCAUUCUGGCCGAAUUAACUUUGGCCUGUGCCCCUAAACACACCAAUGUCCCUGUCUACUCUAGAUAUAAUUCUACAGGAUAGAAUGUCGUCAUAGAAAUCCAUUUAUUUGACUGCUAGCAGUACAUCUCGUUUUGUAUAUCUAUGCGCGCUUGUCCUCGAUAAUAACGUAUGACGUAGGGCAGGCACAUCACAUUUGUUCCCAGAAUGACUGAAAAACAGACGUCUUUAGACAGAAUUUUUACAGGAAAAAGGGCACCUGACGAGCCAGAAGAGCCUACAACCUCAAAGAGAACAAAAUCUACGCUACUUCCCAAUCACUAAAGACCCACGAACUGCGAAGGAGUGGAUUCGUGACCCGUUUGUGAAUAUACCGAGUGAUUCGAGCAUGUCUGUGCAACAGAAGGAUCAGCCUGCAGAGAUCGCAAAUGACAGUGACCUGAAACGUACAUUUGAGACAACAACUCUACGGAGGUUCUGGAUUAAAGUCAUUCAGGAAUAUCCUGACAUUGCUACGAGAGCACUGAAAACUGUGCUACAAUUUCCAACAUUGUAUCUUUUUGAAGCGGGCUUCUCUCAUUCUCCCAUCACACCUAGAUGGGACCGUCUCAACGAAACAAGCUCAAGCCUCCCACUGAUACAGCGGGCAAGAUCUCUGGAGCUGACAACCUGUGGAUGCAAGGAGAGUGGAACACUGUGCAGCACUAGGCAGUGUCGAUGUCGAAGAGGUGGAAUGUUUCACUGUGGGGCAUGCGGUUGUGCUUGUGCAGCUUGGUGCAAGAACACUCAGGAUUCUGACUGAAAAUGUGGACAUGUGUCGUAGAUGUCUUCUGGAAACAUACCAUUUCUACUGUCUUCGGAGUACAACAAAUCAAUCUAUUUCUCCCAGCAGGCUUUGAUGGAUGGACAUCACCAUGUUGCUAAUGAAAGUUCUGAUGUACUAAAGAAGUCCAAGCUCCUUUAAGUUUGUAAAGUGUGUUUAGUUUUAUUAAACAUCUUUUUGGCAAAAACAUAAAUAACUUGACCUGAUGUUUUCUAUUCCACACAUACAUAGAUACGUAUAUAUUAUAAUUAAAGAUCAUAAUCAUGUUAAAUCAAUAUAAUUGGAUUGGAUUUACAGUCAGGUAUAUGAAUUAAGUCAAAUAGGACCAACUGGUAUAGGCUUAAAUAGAAUUCUAGAUUUCCGCCUGGUCAUUAAAUGCUAAAAACCUGUGCAGUGUAGUCCCAUUUCACAAUACAUGCCUGAAACUUGGCACACAUCUUUCCCCUAGACGGGGGUACUGAUUGGUAGAAGUUUUGAGUUUGUAUCUUAUGUUUCCAAGCUGCUACUCAUUUUAUAAAGUGGUACACUUUUGGCAGAAAUUGAUUUUUACAUGUUCAAGCUCCAUUUUUUCCCAUGCUGUAAUAGGGGUGUACAUUCUGACGAUUCUAAAGAUAUCCCAGAAGUGUCAGCUUUCAUUUGAUACCAAGUUUUUUUCUGUAGCCUGAAGGGAAUAGGUACCGUUCUCGCACACACCAUAUACCGUAAUUUCUGGACUAUUGGGUGCCCCUGAUUACAAGCCUCACCCAGUACAUUUUAGGGGAAAAACCAUUUUAUACAUACAUAAGCCUCUCCUGGCUAUAAGCCGCGUGUGCCCACUUAGUAACAGGAGAUAUUGACAAAUGAAUACAUACAGUUUUCAAAAUUUUAAUAACACACCUUAACUUUUCGUUCCAAACAGCGCCAGCAAACAUGGCAGCUAUAUAGCAGCGGCACAGAAGUUAAAUAGCAUCAGCACGGCGGUACAGCACAAAUUGGGCUGGUUAUUAAAAACAUAAAAGUCUUUGUUAGCAAUCUUCAUCUUCCUCCUGUGCACUCAAACCAUGGAAGUCUUCACCCUCAGUGUCGGAUAUGAAGAUGCUUAGAUACACUUCGCCACGCACCUACUCAGUGUCUCCAUCGCCGUCGCCUUCAAUGUCUCCCAUAAUGAGGCAAAUGCACUCCUAAGCCCGUGCUGUCCUCUUCGGCACGCAGCAGACUGGCGGCCCCUCGAAAUCCGUUGGUGAUGGCAGACUUCAUUCACGCUGCCAGGCUCCCCCGGCAUACCUGUGCAAUAGCUGCUCUUCGCAUGAGGCAAGUCUUGGCAAACGAUCUCUCGCCGCGAGUCGUCAAAACUUCCCAUACAACUCGGAUGGCCAAUUUAAUUUUUUCUAGCGUUCUCCAUGAUGCAGAUCUGCCAAUUCUACUCAUGCACAAAGACGAGGGUCCACCACCUCUAUUCAUGCACAAUGUACAAAGUUAAAGUCAUAGUGCAAACAAGCGUCUUCCUCGACACUUAUAUUCCACGUGUCUCACUCCCACAUUCCAUGCUCGAGCGCCCCGGGCGGCUAUCAGAAAAAUUCCCAAAUUGCCCGCAUCAUUGCACACACCACAGGAUCCAAAAUGAGGGGAAAAAGUAGCGGCUUGUAGUCCGGAAAUUACGGUAAUUGUUUGCAUUAGUCUGACACAUUCAUCUAACUAUAGUUUAGGCAGACCAUGCCCUUGAACACAGUAAAGUGAAUUACCUUAUCGGGGCUCAUGAGGGGGAAAUGGUAAAUGGUACCGUUUCUCAUAGGCACCGUCUAACUGUUUGCAUUACUCGAACACACGUAAUAUAAUUAAUCAGGGAAUAGUAUCAUUUCUCAUAUUUACUGUAAGACUGAACUACUCUAAACACACCUAAUAUAAAAGAAAUAGCACACCAUAGUUUAAUGAAAAGAAGCAGAAUAGAUACACAACGCCAUCUUAUCACAGAAGCCCAACGUGUGCGUCACGAGCAAGAUUGACGCACCCACUAUUGCAAUCAGCUCUCCUGGCCAACAAGAACAAAGAGCAGCGCCCCUUGUCAUAAAACAAGUACGAGCAAGAUUGACGCACCCACUAUCGCAAUCAGCUCUCCUGGCCAACAAGAACAAAGAGCAGCGCCCCUUGUCAUAAAACAAGUAGUCAGCCCAGAUAACAAAGUUGAUAGCAGGUGCUUGGGACAUCAAGACCAGCGUCGGUCGCUGUGGCAGCCACAUCCCAUCCACGGAAGAACCUACCUGCCCAAAACCGGCCACAGAGGGAAGGUCCCAAAAGCAACGCCUAGACUCACCUUCGGCCCGGCCUACUCCACCACGGACUUAAAAAACACUGGACACUGAGAUAACACAGAUUUGCUGCUCGGAAACAUUUUCUAUGUAGCCUUGUUUUGGAUUUAGCAUUGUUCCUCCAUCGUGAUGUUUUGCCUUGUUUUUUGACCAUUGUCGACGAAUAAAUUGUCAACCUGCUUUUGGUGAGUCUUUUUCAAACU
Molecule: messenger RNA, 23073 nt
Organism: Corythoichthys intestinalis (scribbled pipefish)
Lineage: Eukaryota; Metazoa; Chordata; Actinopteri; Syngnathiformes; Syngnathidae
Product: gastrula zinc finger protein XlCGF57.1-like
Exons: 6
Coding region: 469-2259 (596 amino acids)
Source: RefSeq, a predicted model, not a curated record